Malania oleifera is the source of this 2766-nucleotide messenger RNA. Its product is annotated as transketolase, chloroplastic. Gene Ontology annotation, biological process: pentose-phosphate shunt. The transcript is spliced from 7 exons. NCBI's taxonomy places the organism in Eukaryota, Viridiplantae, Streptophyta, Magnoliopsida, Santalales, Ximeniaceae. Gene Ontology annotation, molecular function: transketolase activity. The record is from RefSeq and is a predicted model, not a curated record. The coding region runs from base 164 to 2374 and encodes 736 amino acids. Gene Ontology annotation, cellular component: cytosol.
AAAUCAACGGCCACGAUUUCGUGUCCCUAAAUCUAAAUGUCCCACCACUGAAAAUGCUCCAUGGACUUCCUCGCUCUCUCUGCAGCCUAGUUCAAAGUUCACACCUCUCAGCUCCACACAAACAGAGCAUCACUCCUCUCUCUCUCUCUCUCUCUCUGCAACAAUGGCUGCAUCUUCCACCUCCCUGUCACUCUCCCAGCCUCUCUUCUCUCCCUCUGUUCGCCACAAUUCCUCCUCCCCGCUCUCGGACCGGCUGGCCCUCUUCACGAACCCCCUCAGACCCUCCUUGUCCGCUCGCGCCGCCGCCGGCUCGCGGAGGCGCGUGGGAUCACGCACCACCGUGCGAGCUGCAGCGGUUGAGACUCUGCAGAAGACGGAGACCGCCCUGGUGGAGAAAUCGAUCAACACGAUACGGUUCCUGGCAAUCGACGCCGUUGAGAAGGCGAAUUCGGGCCACCCGGGUCUGCCCAUGGGCUGUGCUCCGAUGGGCCACAUUUUGUACGAUGAGGUAAUGAGAUACAACCCCAAGAACCCGUACUGGUUCAACCGUGACCGGUUCGUGCUCUCGGCCGGACAUGGGUGUAUGCUGCAGUAUGCGCUGCUUCACCUUGCUGGGUAUGACAGUGUUCAGGACGAAGACUUGAAGAGUUUCCGUCAGUGGGGAAGCAAAACUCCUGGUCACCCUGAGAACUUCGAGACGCCUGGAGUUGAAGUUACUACUGGUCCUCUUGGUCAGGGUGUUGCCAAUGCUGUUGGAUUAGCCCUUGCAGAGAAGCAUUUGGCUGCUCGAUAUAAUAAACCAGACAUUGAGAUUGUAGACCACUACACUUAUGCUAUACUUGGUGAUGGGUGUCAAAUGGAAGGAAUCUCAAAUGAAGUCUGUUCACUUGCUGGGCACUGGGGGCUGGGAAAGUUGAUUGCAUUCUAUGACGACAACCACAUUUCCAUUGAUGGUGACACAGAAAUUGCUUUUACCGAGUGCGUUGAAACUCGCUUCAAGGGACUUGGGUGGCAUGUUAUAUGGGUGAAGAAUGGUAACACUGGAUAUGAUGAUAUUCGUGCUGCUAUCGAGGAGGCGAAAGCUGUUAAAGACAAACCAACAUUGAUAAAGGUGACUACCACCAUUGGCUUUGGGUCCCCUAACAAGGCAAACUCAUAUAGUGUGCAUGGAAGUGCACUAGGUGCUAAAGAAGUUGAUGCCACGAGAAAGAACCUUGGCUGGCCAUAUGAGCCAUUCCAUGUGCCAGAAGAUGUUAAAAAGCAUUGGAUUCGCCAUGUUCCUGAAGGAGCUGCUCUUGAAGCUGAAUGGAAUGCCAAGUUUGCAGAGUAUGAGAAGAAAUACAAGGAAGACGCAGCAGAGUUGAAGUCUAUCAUCACGGGGGAAUUGCCUGCUGGCUGGGAUAAAGCACUUCCAUCUUACACUCCAGAAAGUCCUGCAGAUGCCACCAGGAAUUUGUCUCAACAAUGCCUUAAUGCCCUUGCCAAGGUUCUUCCUGGGCUGCUUGGUGGUAGUGCGGAUCUGGCUUCCUCCAAUAUGACAUUGCUCAAAAUGUUUGGUGACUUCCAAAAGGACACCCCUGAAGAACGUAAUGUCCGAUUUGGUGUUAGGGAACAUGGAAUGGGUGCCAUCUGCAAUGGCAUUGCCCUUCACAGCCCUGGCCUCUUACCCUAUUGUGCAACCUUCUUUGUUUUCACCGACUACAUGAGAGCAGCCAUUAGGAUUUCUGCUUUGUGCGAAGCUGGUGUUAUUUAUGUGAUGACCCAUGAUUCAAUUGGGCUUGGUGAAGAUGGGCCUACUCACCAACCUAUUGAGCACUUGGCAAGCUUCCGGGCAAUGCCAAACAUCCUAAUGCUCCGCCCAGCUGAUGGAAAUGAGACUGCUGGUGCAUAUAAGAUUGCUGUUCUCAACAGAAAGAGACCCUCAAUUCUGGCUCUCUCUCGUCAAAAGCUUCCUCAGCUUGCAGGAACAUCCAUUGAAGGAGUCGAGAAAGGAGGGUAUAUUAUUUCAGACAAUUCCACGGGCAAUAAGCCUGACAUCAUUUUGAUUGGAACUGGUUCCGAAUUGGAGAUUGCUGCCAAGGCAGGUGAUGAGCUGAGGAAGGCAGGAAAGACCGUAAGGGUUGUUUCCUUGGUUUCUUGGGAGUUGUUUGAGGAGCAAUCUGAUGCAUACAAGGAAAGUAUUUUUCCACCUUUAGUCUCAGCAAGGAUUAGCAUUGAGGCAGGAUCAACCUUUGGAUGGGAAAAGAUUGUGGGAAGCAAGGGCAAGUCAAUUGGGAUUGACCGGUUUGGGGCAAGUGCACCUGCAGGAAAGAUAUACAAGGAGUUUGGAAUUGCAGUGGAAGCAAUACUUGAAGCAGCUAAAGCUGUUGCUUAGACCUUGUUGAUGGUCUCGUCUCUUCUUUGCAACUUUCAUUUUGGUGGAAACGUGAGUUUUGGGUCCUUCCAUUCGGAUAGUUAGUGCAGUGGAGGUCUGAUUCGACAGAUGAGCAAGUGGAAGGCCUCUUGGAUUAUAGCAAGGAAAAGGAAUUUGAUUAAUAAUUAAGACAACCUCAGUUCCUUCUUAUUUUCCUUGAAUUUUAUUUUUCUGAGAUGGGGUGGAGGGGGGGGUUUGGUUCCCCUUACUUUAUUAAUCAAGAACAGAUUUACUGUACUGAUGUUCAUAAUUGCUUCCCAAGGUUUCCCAUUCGGUGUAAUUUUAAAUUUGUACUCUUUUCAAAGGAUAAUUAUCAAUGGGGAUUACCAUUUCGAAGAGAUUUUUAAUUACUA